CCGGAAGACGUAGUCGGGUAGGCGUGCGCUCCGGCCGCCCGCGACCCCCGCGCGCACUUGGGAGGGGCAUCCGCCGAAUGGGGCGAGGGGACGCGGAUACGCGGGGAAGGGGGGAUUCCCUGAUUCCCGGGCCCGCGGCGCUAAGCGCGGCGGCGGCAGCGGCGGCACUACUGGCCGCUUUGCUCCUGCUGUGGCUUGAGGACGCGGGGCCGGGGGCCGGCUCCAGCAUGGCUGAGACUGAGGCGCUGCCGAAGCUUCGGGAAGACUUCAGGAUGCAGAAUAAAUCUGUCUUUAUUCUGGGGGCCAGCGGGGAAACCGGCAGAAUGCUCUUAAAAGAAAUCUUGGAACAGAACCUGUUUUCCAAAGUCACGCUCAUUGGCCGGAGAAAGCUCACCUUCGAUGAGGAAGCUUAUAAAAAUGUGAAUCAAGAAGUGGUGGACUUUGAAAAGUUGGAUGACUAUGCUUCUGCCUUUCAAGGUCAUGAUGUUGGAUUCUGUUGCCUGGGUACCACCAGAAAAAAAGCUGGGGCGGAAGGAUUUGUUCGUGUCGAUCGAGAUUAUGUCCUCAAGUCUGCAGAGCUGGCAAAAGCUGGAGGCUGCAAACAUUUUAACUUGCUGUCCUCUAAAGGAGCUGAUAAGUCGAGCAAUUUUUUAUAUCUGCAAGUUAAGGGAGAAGUGGAAGCUAGGGUUGAAGAAUUACAAUUCGAACGUUACUCUGUGUUUAGGCCUGGAGUUCUCUUGUGUGAUAGGCAAGAAUCUCGUCCAGGUGAAUGGUUGGUUAGGAAGUUCUUUGGCUCCUUACCAGAAUCUUGGGCCAGUGGGCACUCUGUGCCGGUGGCAACUGUCGUUAGGGCAAUGCUGAACAACGCAGUGAACCCAAGUGGCAAGAAGAAGGAACUGCUGGAUAAUAACGCCAUCCAUGACCUGGGAAAAGCCAAUGACUCUCUCAAGCCGUGACCACGCUGGAGAAAUGCUUCCCUCUGUAAAAUGCAACACUCACCACCUAAUUGGUACUCUCGGUGUCUAAAAGAAGUCAGUGUGUCUUAACUGCGGUUUCACUAUUCUCAGCUGCCAGAUCCAAUAAAAAAAUUAUUGUGUUCUGCA
Molecule: messenger RNA, 1103 nt
Organism: Puma concolor (puma)
Lineage: Eukaryota; Metazoa; Chordata; Mammalia; Carnivora; Felidae
Gene: HTATIP2
Product: HIV-1 Tat interactive protein 2
Biological process (GO): import into nucleus
Cellular component (GO): cytoplasm
Source: RefSeq, a predicted model, not a curated record